AUGCAAGCUAUCAAUCAGCAGCAGGAUGCAGAGAAACUUAAAGAGGAGGCGGAGCAGACCAUGUCUCAGUAUCAGCAGGAAAUUCAGGUGCGUCAGAAUGAGGCAUCUCGGGAAGCUCGUAAGAAAGAGAAGCUGGAGAAGGACCUGAAAAAUGUGCAGUCCGAGCUGGACAAUAAGCAGUCCGAGAUCAAAUCUUUACAGCAAACGUUACAGAAGAACAAGGAGGAACUUCAGAAACUGGAACAGCAGCUCAAAGAAACAAAGAUCCUGAAUGAGAGAGUCACCAAAGAACUGGAGCAAUUCCAGAUCAGGAACACCAAGCUCCAUCAGGAGAACGAGCAGCACGGCAUCACCAAUGAGCUGCUCACCCAGGAGAACCAGCAGAAGCAGCUAGAAUUAAAGUCUAGAGAAGAUGAAGUCAGCCAGAUGAGGCAGGAGAUCUCCAAACUUUCCAGAGCCAGAGAGUCCAUACAAAGGAAGUACAGACAGAUGGAGGAACAGAAGAUCGAGGUGGAGCAACAGAGGGAGACCCUGAAAAAUCAAAUUACUGGACUUGAAAGAGAGAUGGAGUCUGCAAAAAAACAAGCUGAGCUAGAUAAGAAGGCAGUGGACGAGCUGGUGAGAGAGAGGGACAUGCUGAAUAAGAAUCUUCUGAAAGCAUCUGGUGCCACUCAGAAGCAGCUCAACUUAGUGAAACUCCAUGAGCAAUCCAAAAAAAACCUGGAGGAAGAAAUCACUAAUUAUAAAGAAGAGGCCCAAAAACAGCGGAAGCUCAUCUAUCAGCUGGAGAAGGAGAGGGACCGCUACAUCAAUGAAGCCAGCGAGUUGACACAGAAGGUUCUCCAGCACAUGGAGGAUAUUAAAGUUCGGGAAAUGCAGAUCUUUGACUAUAAAAAGAAGAUAGCAGAGGCAGAAACUAAGUUGAAACAACAGCAGAACUUGUAUGAAGCUGUGAGAUCAGACCGCAAUCUGUACAGCAAAAAUCUCAUUGAAGCUCAG
Molecule: messenger RNA, 999 nt
Organism: Staurois parvus
Lineage: Eukaryota; Metazoa; Chordata; Amphibia; Anura; Ranidae
Source: the annotation of a GenBank genome assembly